GCAGAGGGCUCCCGGCCCCCACCUGCCCGAGAGGGGCUGAGGCGGGUGGAGAACGCAAAGCCACUUCCCCGUCCCAGCCCCGCUUCGCACCCGGGAAAUCCCCAGACAGCUCCGAUACCGGGGGCAUAAAAGCAAUGGGGACAGCGGGGCAACUCAGCCAGUGCCCGGAGUGACCAGCCGACAGCCCCAGCCAUGAGCUCACGCCUCCUCCUUCCGCUGCUCAUAGCCGCCAUCGCCGCGCUCUGUUGGGGUGCGCCGCCGGCCGGAGAGCUACGUUGCCGCUGCGUGCGGGCCACAGCCGAACGCAUCCCGCCGCGGCACUUGGCCCAGGUGGAGCUCGUUCCUGAGGGGCCGCACUGCGCCGUACCAGAAGUCAUAGCCACGACGAAGCAGGGUCACACGCUGUGCCUCAGCCCCUCGAUGCCGUGGGUGAAGCUGCUCGUCUCCAGGUUCCUCGGCAGCGCUGCGCUGCGGAGCUGAGCGCGGCGGGACGCGGCCGGCACUUGUGAGGCAUCCUAACGGAACACCUUUGUGCUCGGGGGUUGCAGCGUGCGGGUCUGACUGCUGCAACAUGGAAGCACUGCCUGCAGUUUGCACAUCGAAAAGCACCGUUCUCAAGAUUUGUCCGUUUUCUGCCUUGAAAGCCUUGCUUUCGGAGCAUAGUGCAGGUGAAGAGUCAUGGAGACUAUCCUGAAUUCUUUCAGUGGAAAAGCUUUGCCUGGACUCCAGCAUCAGCAAACCACUGACGGGGCUCUUCAGACAUGUUAUGUGUUGUUUUGUAUGGCAUAAUGUCAUAACUUAUAUAAAGUUAUAUACGUAGUGACCAUUGCUCUGAUGAGUGUUUUAUCAUAGUCCAGAUUCCCUUUUGGAACUGUAUGUAUGCAGAUCCCCUGCUCUUCAUAUUCCUGUCCAGCAGAAAACUUCACAGGAGGAAUCCAAUCCGCUUCUAAAUACCAGUAAUUAACUGUCAUCAAGGUGGGACCACCACAUGAUUUCUAUACAUCUGCUAAUGGCAAUCUUACAGAAGUCAAAUAAUGUCUUGUAGUUAUUUAUGUGCACUUUCUGUGUAGAAACAUCAGCACACAACAGAAAAAAUGUAAAAAGUGCCUGUAAAUUAAAUGGUUUUUUCUAUGUGUUGAUUGCUACAUAUGUUUGCUAUUUUUUUCCUUUGUUAUAGUGUUUUGCUUCUCAAAAAAUAAACAUUAAGUAUGCCCAGCAUCUGUUUCUAUGUGUUAAUGUAAAUGAGAGACAUCAAAUCUCAUCAGUUAAGUUAAUGGAUUGAAUAAACCAUGUCCAUUUUGGAGCUUUCACUGCUCCAAAAUUGCAAUCCUUAUCAUUCCUUCACUUUAAUGGCAGCCCUAGACUGAGAGCAUGAGGAGUGAGCCUCUUUCCGUUGGUUCCAUUUGCAGGGAAAUGUGUGGCAUGGGAUUUCACAGAGCUCAGGCAGCGUGACUUACUGCUGAUGCCAGACU
This is a messenger RNA of Numida meleagris (helmeted guineafowl), 1472 nucleotides long. RefSeq names its product interleukin-8-like. NCBI's taxonomy places the organism in Eukaryota, Metazoa, Chordata, Aves, Galliformes, Numididae. Gene Ontology annotation, molecular function: CXCR chemokine receptor binding; chemokine activity. Gene Ontology annotation, biological process: inflammatory response; chemokine-mediated signaling pathway; neutrophil chemotaxis. Bases 193 to 480 code for a protein of 95 amino acids. The record is from RefSeq and is a predicted model, not a curated record. Gene Ontology annotation, cellular component: extracellular region. The transcript is spliced from 4 exons.